Molecule: messenger RNA, 2167 nt
Organism: Daphnia carinata
Lineage: Eukaryota; Metazoa; Arthropoda; Branchiopoda; Diplostraca; Daphniidae
Product: transcription factor Sox-8-like
Exons: 7
Coding region: 338-2158 (606 amino acids)
Biological process (GO): regulation of transcription by RNA polymerase II
Cellular component (GO): nucleus
Molecular function (GO): RNA polymerase II cis-regulatory region sequence-specific DNA binding; DNA-binding transcription factor activity, RNA polymerase II-specific
Source: RefSeq, a predicted model, not a curated record
UUUGCGCAUGUGUAUAUUCUUCUUUGUGCCUUCCGUUCCCAACAGCUAUCGGUGCCAUUUCCAAUCCAAUCCUUAAACAAAGAAAUCAAAUUUGGUUUUCCAAAAGUGGAAGAACAACAGUGUGGAUUAUUAUACAGGAUCGAUCCUUGUAUUCAGAAAUCACGAUAGGAUUUUUUAAAACUAUUUCAUGGUGAUUGAAAGACUUGUCUUCGUUACUCAGUAAAUUUGCACGGCCUAUAUCGACAUCAUUGACAAACGAAUGCGGUAACAUUGGUCAUUGAUUAUUACUAUAAACAUCUUUGCUCGAAUCGUGCGAGCUAGUGCUUGAUCAACGAGAAUGGAAAUGUGUUCAUAUCAACAUCCGUCAGAUGCUGAAUUAGCAUCGGUCAUCAAAAUGAAAAUGAGUUUACCGGUGGUGGUAUCGUCAUCGGCAGGUAAUUCGUCCCUACAUCAUCCUCAUGGUACGAACAGAGCCUCGUCUAUCAUGCAAUUGGCCCAGCAACAUCUACCCAAGUCGGAUAUCGGCAAUGCCGUUGCCAAGGUUUUGCAAGGCUACGAUUGGAACCUAGUGCCAUUGGCAAGCAGCAGGUCGAAUCCAGAAAAGAGAGACACUCACGUCAAACGGCCGAUGAACGCUUUCAUGGUAUGGGCGCAAGAGGCCAGACGGCAAUUAGCCGACCAAUAUCCGCAGUUGCACAAUGCCGAGUUGAGCAAAACACUCGGCCGGUUAUGGAGGGUAUUGAGCGACGACGACAAGAGGCCAUUUGUGAAGCAGGCCGAACGACUACGAGAGCUGCACAAACAAGAGCAUCCCGACUACAAAUAUCAACCAAGGCGGCGCAAGAUUGCUGGCGCUAAAUCAUCGCAAAUGCCGUCGUCGAGCAGCGCAAAUUCGGUUCCUUCCACAGUGGCCAAAACGCGUCUAAAGCAUCAUCACCAUUCGUCAACAAGGAUACAAAAAGAAAGGGAUUCACCUCGUACCGGGACCAAAUCAAUCGGCACUAAAUUACGUAAUCAUUCCCGUUCAGCGAUAAAAGUAGCGACAUCGCCGUCGGGUCAGGCCUCCUCAUUCGACCGUACCGGUGGAAGCGAAGUAAACAGCCAUAAAGUUAAUGCAACUGGUGCCCAUCUUAGCGCUUCCGUUCCUUCGCAGCCAUUAUCAGCUGGAACACCAGAACGCCGAAUUCCAUUAUCUGAAGGCCUCGUCGAGUCUACGCACACUCUAAUCAGCGGUGGGGAAGCUCCAGAUAUUGGUUGUAAAAGCUAUUCAAGCACAAAUGCAACAAACAUCUUGUGCAACGAAACUUCGGUCACUGCCGAUCAAGAAGAAUACAACUCUUACUUUCAGCACAGCGUCGCUAUUGGAGGUGUAGCAUCUGGAAGUGACAUCGGGGCAUUCAACAAUAACCCCAUCUCAUCAUCGUACUCCCAUUCCAACUAUUCUUCCACGAUUCCUGUUACUAUUGCGUCCAAUAAUUGCAUGUACGAGCAGCAAGCCUAUCUAGAUCAUCAGAGCGCAGGAGUUGGUAUUUACCUGCCAUGGUCUCACACGUCCAACAACGUAGGCGCCCUCCUUCAGCGUAAUUACCCUUACGGAAACUGCAACGGUUACGGGCCUUUGCAACAGCAGCAAGCGACCUCGUCGGAAGACAGGAGUGAUUCCGCCCAAUCCUACGUCUCUUCUCCUCCAAGUUGCACGUCAUUGAAUUCGCCAGUCGCCUCGCCGAUUGCAGCUGCGAUUGCUGCAACUACGAACUUUACGUACAGCAGCUGCAGCAGCAGUCGUAGUAACAGUAACUGUAACAGCCCCGCUGCUCAACACGCUCAACAUCAGUCAAGCUAUCAGGAACUUUACUCAUCGCGUUUGCAACCUGGUGGUGCAGUUAUGAAUGCACCUCAACAUCAGCUAGAACACCCUGGUGCGAAUCCUGCAAGAGGUCCGACGACUUCAUCCGUCGAAGCCAAUGCUGCUCAAUAUUUUUACGGCCACGCAUCUUCUAUAACAGGGAAUUCAGUGCCAGCUAAUGUGGUGGAUGCUUAUCAGCAACACUCGUACUUGCCUUCUUCACCACCAACAUCUUCUACCACCAAACCUAGUGUAGCGACUGCAGCCGGAAUUUUUACAGGGGGUUUGGAGCCGUGGCUCAACUAUAUGUAAACCUGCAUA